Molecule: messenger RNA, 756 nt
Organism: Clunio marinus
Lineage: Eukaryota; Metazoa; Arthropoda; Insecta; Diptera; Chironomidae
Source: the annotation of a GenBank genome assembly
UAUUUGGGUUUAAGUCAGGUUUUUCAUGAAAAGAACUCGCAUCGGAAAACCAUAUCUUGAGUUUGUCCAUUUGGAUAAAGUCUAGUUUAUUAAAUAUAUCAAAAUUGUAUUCUUUAUUAUUUAAGAUUUUAAUAAGAAUUAAUCUUUCUCUUUAAAUUUUUACACUAAAUAAAAUGAAUGAAGCGCAUCAAACCGGUGAUCAAUUAAUUUCCAUCAUUGAGUGGAGAUUGCAUACUAAAAUUGCAUCAAAGUUAUUUCUUCCAGUCAUAGCUGAUACGAGAGUAACUACGAAAAUUCAGACUAUCACGAAGAGGUUGCACAAUUCAUCUGAAUCUUGUUCCACUUCAUCCGAAAUCUCUGCUGAUACGGAAAAGAAAAACCUUUCUGUUCAAAUGACAUUAGUUAAUCUAAAGCAAAUAAUUUCUCAGUUGGAACUAUCAAAAAUGUCGUGAUUUCAAUGUGAUGACUUUAUAAAGUGAUUAACACACAUGGUAAAAAAAAGUUUUAUAAAAAAGUUUUUAGUUAUUUGUGUAUUAAGCUACCUACUUAAAGGAAAGAACUCAAAAUGAUUAUAAAGAAUGAUAAAAAUAAAUAUAAAUAGAAAGCUUUUAUAAAAGCUCUUUAAGCAAGGUUUAAUUUCUUAAGAUUAUCCUAUAAAGUCCCUAUGACUCACCUUUGUAACUCUCUAAACUUAAGAAUUGUUCCAUGUUUUGGAUAUAAAAAAAUAAACGAAAGAUUAUUUUAAUUUCAUACUCU